This is a messenger RNA of Penicillium samsonianum, 693 nucleotides long. RefSeq lists its product as uncharacterized. The coding region runs from base 1 to 693 and encodes 230 amino acids. The transcript has 2 exons. NCBI's taxonomy places the organism in Eukaryota, Fungi, Ascomycota, Eurotiomycetes, Eurotiales, Aspergillaceae. The record is from RefSeq and is a predicted model, not a curated record.
AUGGAUCCCUUCGCAAAAUUCCCAACCGAAAUUAUUUGUCAAAUUCUCGAAUCUUGCUGCGACUUCACCAGCUUGGACGGUCUUCAACAAAUAUCUCCCCGAGUGAAGGAAGCUUUUAACGGCUCGUUUAAAAACACCACCGAACACGUCCUGAGGAACUGCUCCCUCACCUCGCACGGGCUUCAUUACUAUUUCACGCUCCUAGCCUCCAUUCUAUCGACAUCAUUCACUCCACAAGCCCUGCUAGAAGAGCUCGCUGGCUCACCAGGGGAUGUUAUGCGACCUAUUUCCCUUUCCACCACCCACUCACUAGCUGCGGUGCAUCAGACUGUAAAUACAGCAGCGAAAAUGCAUCUCACUGCCUGCGCUUGUCUUCAGCGUUUCAUCAAUCGGCUCGAGUCCGCAGAGCCCCGCCGUCCCAUGGCUUCCGAUGCCAAUGUUGUGGAUUGGGUGAAUAGAAGACUUCCACCACCCAAAGGUGGCGAGAUAAUCCAAUUCGAUGUUGAUCCACCAUCAUGGAUCGAGUCUUAUCGGACGCAUCGAGGCCUCUGGAAACUUGAGCUCUUCCACCAGAUCCAUAAUGCUGCAACAAACCACUGGCUAUGGUCUACGCAUGAUCUGGACUGCUUCAUUGAACAAUAUAUGGAAUGGAACAUGCUGGCCUCUGCCAAAUAUUCAAGAUACACAAGUUGA